AUGCAAUCAUACAGCACCCAGCCGUCUCGAAAUGGCGGCGAACCGAUCAUCCAUGACGUCUUUGAGAGCAAUACAGGAACUUGGCAGUAUAUUGUUGCUGACCCCUCGACGUUACAUGCCAUUAUUAUCGACCCGGUGUUAGACUACGACCCAUCCACACAAACCAUCAACACGCAUUCUGCAGACGCCUUGAUAUUGCUUGCCAAGGAGAACAACUACAUGGUCGAUAUGAUCCUCGAGACGCACGCCCAUGCAGACCAUAUCACCGCAGCGUCCUACUUGCAAAGGCGUCUAGCCGAAGACCAGGGCUUCAAGCCACGCAUUGGAAUUGGGAAGCGGAUCGGCCAAGUGCAAGAAACGUUUGCGCGGAGGUACGGAGUUCCGUCAGAGGAAUACCAGAACGUCUAUGACAUCCUUUUCAAUGAUGAUGAAGGUUUCAAGAUUGGUGACCUGUCAGCCAAGGCUAUUCAUCUUCCAGGCCACACUCCUGACCACUUGGGUUAUAAGAUUGGAGAUAAUGUGUUCUGCGGAGACUCACUGUUCCAUGUGGAUAUCGGCACCGCCCGAUGCGACUUCCCGGGCGGAAGUGCCAAUAGUCUCUACAAUUCUGGGCGAAAACUUCUGGAAUUGCCAGACAACGUGAAAAUAUGGACGGGUCACGACUACCCGCCCGCUGGUCGCGAGAAGCCGGUGCCUUGGGUGAGCGUGCGGGACCACAAGCAGAAUAAUGCACAUAUUAAGGAUGGCAUAACGGAACACGACUUUGUGGCCUUGCGUACAAAACGGGAUGCCAAACUAGCAGCACCUCGACUACUCCAUCAGUCUUUGCAAAUGAAUAUCCGGGCCGGUCGGCUUCCAAAGACGACGGACGUAGGAUUCUGCAUGCUUCAUUUGCCACUGAAGUUGAAUGGCGUCAAGUGGUAG
Talaromyces amestolkiae is the source of this 924-nucleotide messenger RNA. RefSeq lists its product as uncharacterized. Gene Ontology annotation, molecular function: sulfur dioxygenase activity. The coding region runs from base 1 to 924 and encodes 307 amino acids. Gene Ontology annotation, biological process: glutathione metabolic process; hydrogen sulfide metabolic process. The transcript has 2 exons. NCBI's taxonomy places the organism in Eukaryota, Fungi, Ascomycota, Eurotiomycetes, Eurotiales, Trichocomaceae. The record is from RefSeq and is a predicted model, not a curated record.